AUGGAAGAAGGUCUUCCGCUGCCACGCACGCAAUUUUUGUCUGACCAAGAUGGCCCACAUGCCAUCAGGCUCACAGUGGCUCCCAUCUUUGAGAUUCCCAACGAAAUUUUCGCCCUGAUUUUUUGGAUGUCCACGGACUCGGAGCACAUAGAAAAUCAAAGGACAUUGAUAGCAUCCUCACAGGUAUGCCGGAGGUGGAGAUCCGUGAUUUUUGGCUACCCAGCACUUUGGGGUCGCGUCAUUCAUUUCACAGACCCAUUACCCCGUCUCCGACAACUUUUACAGAGAUCUAAGCCAGGACCGAUCGACGUGGGCAGGGUCGAUUUGCAAGUUUACUUGGGACACAUCCGGAUGCUGGAAAUCCUCUCGGAAAGCUCGUCGAGGAUCCGUACUUUCAACGUCAGGCUCUCAAAUCGAGAGAGGAAUUAUGACCUUGUUUCCAAACAAUUCUUUGAACAACCCGCACCCCUGCUCGAGUUUAUGUCAGUUAGCUUAACUCCGAGCACUUCAGUCGUGCAGGGGCCCUUGUUUCAGGGCGAUGCCCCAUACCUCCGUCGUCUCCACCUUUCGAACUGCUCAAUUAGAUUUGCGUUGUCGAUGCCAAUCCUUGCUAGGUUAACCGAAUUGUCCGCAAGGAACAUCGCGCCCGUUGUAGCUCCUUCCGCAUCAAUGUGGCUUAUGAACCUCCUGGAAAUGCCUAACCUUCGUUGGCUGAGCAUUAUUGACUCCAUUGCCCCACACCAGACAUUCCCUCCCACCCAAGUGCAUCUUCCCAAUCUGACCAUGCUAACUCUAUCGGGGAAAUUAUGUGAUUGUGUCUUCCUGCUUGACUACAUCACAGCACCCUCGUUAAUCGGCAUGCGGUUGAAUUGCAAUACCGUUGAGCCUGGACAUUACUUCACUCAACUAUUGGAUAAUAUCAAAAGGAAGUUGAGUACGUGGCCGCUGAAGGCUGAUGAAUCUCCCCAAAUUAUUUUACUGGAAGAUGGCCGCAUUUUCGUUGGAAAUUCCCGCCGCUUUAGCAGCCUCGACGUCGACGCGUGGAACGUUUGCGAAGUAGCAUCCUUACGAUCGGGCUGUCACGCUCCUGAUAGGCCGAUCUGCAUCCUCGAUCUCGCUUGGGAUGAUGUUGAAGAUGACAUUGCUUUCUGCUGUCCCUUGCUCUCCGCCAUUCAGCCGGUAUUCAAAGUGGCGACGUCCUUGGUUUUAUGGCUUAUUGAUGAUAACAUGCGGGCAGAAUCCAUAUCUGAAAAGAUUUUGCGGCUCAGAGUCUGCUUUCACUCGUUUGAAGAUCUUCACACCCUCCAUCUAACCAAUCAAUCAUCUAAAUUUAUUUUACAGUUCUUAUCCCUUCCAACAUCUCCGGAUAUCAUAUUCCCUUCCUUGAAGACAUUGUGUUUCUUUCUUCCGGGAUUUCAUGACCAGGAGGACCACUUCGAUGCCCUUUUAUCUUUCGUUCAGAUACGGGCACAGAUUCAGCAGGCCUUGACCAACAUCGUCGUUUCCUCGGACGCUAACGGGUUAUCCCAGAUAACCCAACGGCAAACGGAUAUCCUGAAGAAACACGGAGUGGAGGUCGAAUUCAAUAAUACACUCUAUGAACAAUAUCUGUGA
This is a messenger RNA of Laccaria bicolor S238N-H82, 1614 nucleotides long. RefSeq lists its product as uncharacterized. NCBI's taxonomy places the organism in Eukaryota, Fungi, Basidiomycota, Agaricomycetes, Agaricales, Hydnangiaceae. The transcript has a single exon. The record is from RefSeq and is a predicted model, not a curated record. Bases 1 to 1614 code for a protein of 537 amino acids. Gene Ontology annotation, molecular function: protein binding.